AGCCUCACUACAGACUUUUCUCUAGACACGUCCAGUCCGAAGCACACUUCUCCCUCCAAGUCUUCAUGUUCAUAAUCUAAGUCCAGGCACAUAUAUUCAACAAUGGCGUUAUAUUUCCUGAUGGUCAAUGUUCUUGCCACUCUUCUUCUCUAUUACCCAACUUUGAUUCAGGCUGCCACCUUUCAAACUUCCCCCUGGUUGAACACCAGACAGUCGGGAGAGGCAACCCCACAGCCACAGUCCCUAACCGCUCCAUCGAACAUAUCUUUCGCAUACCUGAUCACCAAGACAUCCGCCAAUGAAAACAAUACCGAGUUUUCCGACCACACCAUCUGGGCCUAUCAUAACGGAGCGGGCAUACACGCUGCGGUUGCAACUACGCUCGGUGACCGGACCAAUGCAAUGGCCUGGUUCAAUGAGUCCGGACGUCAUGCGCAGUUCGACUUUGGCGCUCCACUAAACGCCACGCACAACUUUCCCUUCGGAAUGUACCUUAAGCAACAAGAUAUCUAUGGCGAGUGGGGCACCGUCCAGAUUGACCCGGGCUUGGGGAGCGAUUGGGCCAACUUCACCUAUGACGAGGCCACGAUAGGCUUGAGCGUUGAAGAUGAAUAUUUCGGCGGUUGGUUGAUAUGUCAUUGGUACCUCGGGGUUCCACAGCUCUUCUGGAUUCGGGGCGAUCUGAAUGCGACGCCCCCUACUACUUGCGGCCGAGUUAAUCUCUUCUACCGGUGUCACGAUGGACAGAGCAACACUGAAGUCGCGACUGAAGGAUGCUAUCUCCACCCUCCGCGUCCCGUCGCCGAUUGAUCGGAGGAAGAUCUCCUCUGCAAGCUGCUGUUAUGGUGGAGAUCACGUCUCCAGCAUUGGCACUGAAACAUUCAUCAUGGUACAAAUCGUGGGCAUUGCUGUGGGGUUUAGGUCGUAUGGAUUAGCAUAUAACUUCGCCAACAAUAUCAAUUGCUCAUUAUCAACCCGUUUCUCGCACCUACCUUCGUCCCGUGGAUUAUUUGCGAUCGCCACCAGACACCUUGCAACAUCGUUGAUCGGCAGACACCUUGGUAUC
Eremomyces bilateralis CBS 781.70 is the source of this 1066-nucleotide messenger RNA. RefSeq lists its product as uncharacterized. The coding region runs from base 103 to 810 and encodes 235 amino acids. Lineage: Eukaryota; Fungi; Ascomycota; Dothideomycetes; Eremomycetales; Eremomycetaceae. The record is from RefSeq and is a predicted model, not a curated record. The transcript is spliced from 2 exons.